AUGGCGACGGUGCACGUCCGAGUGAAUUUGCUCGUGAACGAUAUCGAAGAGAUGUUUAUCGGUCUUAGAGUCGAGCUCUUUUACAUGAAGAACAGUCUGGUCAUUGUCAAGAAACGUGAUUCACCGGGCGCGGGAAGAGCGGGAAACAGAGCUGCGAAGAAACGGACAGCGGAACCGACACCGCGUCGCGGAGUUCGAUCUCGUGUGAAACCGACGGGCCGUAAACCUCCGAGCACUCCGUAUCGGCGACGACAACCGUACGAUUCCAUCAGUAUACCUCAGCUGGUCUACGAGCUGCUCACCAUCGAUAAAUACAACCGAGACAUAAGGAGAUCUCCACGCUUCGAAACACCUCCUCGAAGAACGCGGCAAUAUCGAGAGCAGCAAAGAUUUCCACACGGUAUGGUCGGCCACCACAAUAACUCGGAAUCCAUUCGAAUGCCCGAAUACAUGACGGAAUCUAGACCCACGUCUGUUGAGAGCCUGACGGAGGUGACGGAUGCUGGGAAUAGCUCGGCUCCUGCGAGUUCCGCCAACAGCAGCGUAUCAAAUGUCUCGAUGAAACCGAUCACGCUGGCAAACUCCCUUAACAGUGCCAGGGUACUCCUCAAGAAGAAGUCUUUAGUUCAAAUCAUUAACAAUUACAUUAAAGCGGGCAUCGAGGAAGGGAAGCGACAAGCGAAAAAGUACAUCCGCAAGGCGCUGUCUUUCGGCGUGAGAUCGGGUUACCUGAUCCCGGCGGAUGCGCAAGGCCACCUGCUUCACGUGUGCCCGACCUUGGCGAGUUCCAGCAGGAAGACCAGCGACCCGGAGUCCCGGCGGAAACGGCGCAUCGCCCGACACGGCGAGACGCGGGUAACGACGACCGACGAUCGGAGGGCGAUGCGCCGGGGAGUCCCGAGGAGCAAGACGUCGCGUCGCGAGGACACGACGACAUCAGGUAGAAGAAGAUAUAAGAGACACCCUACCGAGAGUCCCGCCAGUAGCUUGAGCGCGAAAAACGACGGCCCGAGAACAUCGCCCGCCCGGUCGAGACUGCGCGAGAAAAACAAGUCUGGUAGCAGCGGCGCGCCUAGAAAUAGACCGUGUCUGUUUAGCAAAAUCAACGCGAGGGCCAGCAAUAAACGGGAGCGAAAACGGGGCGACAGCGAGGGCGUUGAAAAGCCAGUCAAACGACGUCGCACAGCUUUGUCUCCGAGACGCGCCGGAAACAAUCACGUACCGGUCGUGGAAAGUUACGAGAACGCGAAAGACCGGGAUCGCGAUCGGUAUAAAAGCAACGGGGAUAAUCACAGGGCAACAACCGAGAGGCGGAAACCGACGUCGAGUCGAGAGAACGAAUCGAGGAUAGAGGGACAAAAGGCUGGGUUGAAUAUCGACGAUGAUCGCGAUGAUGUCGGGCGUAAAAUGGACGGCGAUGACGACAAGUCCGAAGAAGCAAGUGUCGAGCGUGACGCAAACGGCACCAACGGGGAAACGGUUGCUUAA
Dinoponera quadriceps is the source of this 1488-nucleotide messenger RNA. RefSeq lists its product as uncharacterized. The transcript has 6 exons. The record is from RefSeq and is a predicted model, not a curated record. NCBI's taxonomy places the organism in Eukaryota, Metazoa, Arthropoda, Insecta, Hymenoptera, Formicidae. Bases 1 to 1488 code for a protein of 495 amino acids.